Messenger RNA from Musa acuminata subsp. malaccensis (wild Malaysian banana), 881 nucleotides. Its product is annotated as protodermal factor 1-like. Lineage: Eukaryota; Viridiplantae; Streptophyta; Magnoliopsida; Zingiberales; Musaceae. The record is from RefSeq and is a predicted model, not a curated record.
GCAGCUGCUUCUGUCUCCUCCGUUCCACCUCUCUCUCUGUCAGUCUGUCUCUUCCUUCUGUUGGUGUGCAUGGAGUGGCAGGAAAGAGCGCAGAAUUCCUUGCUUUGUCUUCUCUUAGUUGGAUCCGUGGUUACUCCUGUCAUCAGCCGAAGCUUACAGGAGUUCACUGAGCAGAAGAACUUCUAUCCUCAAACACGUUCACACACGACACCACAUCGCCCGACUCCCUCCGGUGGUGGCCAUGGAACUCCGACGCCCGACGGUGCUCACUCCUCUCCCGUCGUCAAGCCCCCAUCCACCCCCACCGGCUCACACACUCCUCCUUUCAAUGGCACCUGCAAAUACUGGGGCUCGCACCCCGAUGCCAUCGUCGCCGUCAUCGGGUCCCUGGGCACCGUGGGCGAUCUCUUCGGCUACGGCUGCGCCGCCAUCUUCGGCAGCAACCCCACCCUGCACGACGCUCUGACCAACACCCGGACCGACGGCUACGGCGCUCUCUUCCGCGAGGGAACCGCCGCGCUGCUGAACUCGAUGACCGACAGCAAGUACCCCUUCACCACCAAGCAGGUGAAGUUCUCCUUCGCCGGCGCCAUCACCUCCGACGGCGCCGCCGAAGCCCAGGCUGAUAUCUUCAAGCAAGCCAACGAGGGCAAGUUCUAGCCGGCCAUUGCAUGCAUGAUUUCAGAGCCUUCGACUGCCUGCAUUAAACUUAGUUACAUGCGUGCGCGUGUGGUGCUGUAGUUGUUCCUGUAUCAUUAUCUACUGUUUCUAUUGCUGUCGGAGAAGAUCGAGAGUAGUGCAGACUAAGACCUUGUCAUGCCAUGUCUGUUCCUCAACAUGCAUCUUUCAUGCAUGGCAGAAAUAAAUCCAUCAUUCUUCCA